This is a messenger RNA of Branchiostoma belcheri (Belcher's lancelet), 1572 nucleotides long. Its product is annotated as G-protein coupled receptor 54-like. The record is from RefSeq and is a predicted model, not a curated record. Lineage: Eukaryota; Metazoa; Chordata; Leptocardii; Amphioxiformes; Branchiostomatidae. Gene Ontology annotation, molecular function: G protein-coupled peptide receptor activity. Gene Ontology annotation, biological process: neuropeptide signaling pathway. The coding region runs from base 1 to 1224 and encodes 407 amino acids. The transcript is spliced from 8 exons. Gene Ontology annotation, cellular component: membrane.
AUGGAGGGUGGGAACGGGACGGAGGGGAACGGGACCUUCCCGAUAGAAGCGGGUUCUCCGCCCGUCGGACCAGAGGGUAUCGUUGUACCUGUCGUCUUCGGGAUCAUUCUCUUCACCGGCGUGCUGGGCAACUGCGUGUCCAUCUAUAUCGUGGUGAAGUUCGGGCGUAUGCGGACGGUGACGAACCACUACGUGCUGAACCUGUCGGUGACGGACCUGGCCUUCCUGCUGUGCUGUGUUCCCUUCACCGCAGCCGUCUUCAGCACCGCAACAUGGCGAUUCGGCACCAUCAUGUGCAAGGUCGUCUUCUACUUCAUGCAGGCUACCGUGCAGGCCACGUGCCUGACCCUGACUGCCCUGAGCGUGGACCGGUACCUGGCCAUCGUGUACCCGCUGGAGUCCCGCAAACUCCGCACCACCCGGGUCGCCGUCUGGGCAAACACCUGCAUCUGGACCGGUUCUCUACUGCUGUCGCUGCCCGUUGCUGUGUAUCGUGAGGUGGUGGAGUGGUACUAUUUCGGGACUCACUACUACUGCAUGGAGAUGUGGCCGUCCAAGACCUGGGAGCGAGCCUACAUGAUCUACACCGUCCUGAUCAGUUACGUGGUGCCCCUGUUGGUCAGCCUGGUUUCCUUCGUCCUGAUUGCCGUCCAACUGACCAAGACCGGACGUCCGAUGACGUCAGAGGACCCACCCAACAGUCAGCUGGUCAAGCGGAAUCGAAAGGUCACUCAGAUGAUCGCCCUGCUGUCGCUGCUGUUCGCGCUGUGCUGGCUGCCGAUCCACGUGCUGAACCUGUCCAUCGUGUUCGUGCCCGACUUCCCCAUGACGCAGGCCACCAUGUGGCUGAAGAUCGUGGCCGUGACCUUCAGCUACGCCAACUCCUGUAUCAACCCAUUCAUCUACGUCAUCGUCGGUAAGAGCUCGUCAAUGAGAGAAGCGGUUCAAGCAAGACGCUUCUGUAGGGACGUCUUAACAUUCCGCGGCAGUUUCCGGCGAGGUUUCCUGGUGUUCGGCAGAGGAGGUCACUCCACCACCAGAACCACGCGGCUGAGCCCGCGGAAGCAGAUCGAAGACAAGAAGGGGGAGGGGGAGGACAUCCCCAUGACCGAGAUCAACAAGAGCGAGAACCACCACAACAAGACGGAACACACCACUUCAAACGAGAGCCGGUACUACACUGCCUCGGGUUCCAGUAGCCGGGGGACCCACGGCUGUUGCUAGUGAGGGCGCGGGGCGGUCAUAGGAGCUCCUAUCUUAAUCUUUAUAUACUUAAUCAAGGAAAUGAUAUGAUAAAGAAGUUGUCAAAAGUCACCUACCUGAAUUUCUUGACGUGCAUGUUGUGCCGCGAUAGCAUCAUAAUGUAAAGGAGUAACCUUUGACCCCUCAUUCCAAGAAAUAACCACAUCCAAACUUCUGGAGCAUGCCGGACAGCCCAAAGAUGUUUUGUCAACAAUAAUAAUGAAAAAAAAAACUAUAGAAAAAAUCUAGCUUCAAAAUACCAUCAUGUACCAAGAAAAAUACUCUUUACACUUUACAAACUGCCUUUUGCCCUCCUGUCACCCUGCUAUU